AUGUGCUACUAUUGUUACUAUUUAACACAUGUUAACUCUUCAACAUCAUCAUCAUCAUCAAAUAUUCACAAUAAUAAUCAAUAUUUUCGAUAUUAUUUUAAACGUCGUCGCAUGCGAUCAUAUAAUGUAACUAUGUCAUUAUGUCUUGUUAGUUUAACAUUAUUUUUCGUAAUGUUAAAUAUUACUCUUGUUCUUUCACAACCAUCACAAAUACAACAACAACAACAACAACAGCACGAACGAUCAUCAAAUAAAAUUCUUCAACAAAAUUCUCGAGAUCAUCAACAAGGCAAAUAUCAUCACUCUGUAUCAUCAUCCAAACCAACUAAUUCUAGUUCAGCAAUUCAUCCACCAAAAACAAAACGUUUAACACAUGAAAAACGUCUAAUACGUGAUUUACUUAAUAAUUAUCCAACAAUAUAUGCACGUCCAAUACGAAAUGUAUCUGAACCAGUAACUGUUUCAUUUGGUUUAACACUUAUACAAUUAUUUGAUCUUGGUUCAACUGGUCAAACAAUGCAAACAAAUACAUGGAAAACAUUAAUUUGGAAAGAUAUGAAUUUAGUUUGGAAUCCUGCUGAUUAUGGUGGAUUGGCAACAGUUUGUUUACCAGCUGAUUCAAUUUGGACACCAGAUGUUGUUUUAUACAAUUAUGCUGAUGAACGUUUAAAAGAUUGGCGUGAAAUAUCUGCUGUUAUACAACAUACAGGUGAUAUUCUAUAUGUACCAGCAACAAUGCAAUUUAGUGUUUGUUUUCUUGAUAUAACAAAAUUUCCUUUUGAUAUUCAUCAAUGUUCAUUAACAUAUCGUUCAUGGACAUAUGAUUUUUCAAAAGUUGUACUUUCAUUUAAAGAAGAUAUACCAGCUAUGGAUAUGACAUCAUAUUUAAAUUCAAAUGAAUGGAAAGUAAUACCACUUGAAGCAAAAAAAACUAUAACAAAUGAUACAUUUUCAUUAUUAACAUUUACAAUGAUUAUUCAACGAAAAGGUGGUCUUUAUGGUUAUAUUUUAAUAUUACCUUGUUUACUUUUAUCUGCAGCAACAAUGGUAGUUUUUUGGAUUCCACCUGAAUCACCAGCAAAAAUGAUUUUAACUAUAUCGAUUUUUUCUGGUCUAUUUCUUUUAUUACUUCUACUUGCUGAAUCAAUACCAGGUGGUGGUGGUACUCCUCACAUUGGUCAUUAUUAUUGUGUUAAUAUGGUUGUUGUUGCAGUUACAGCUGUACUUGCUACGAUUGUUAUACAUAUAUAUGUUCGAGGUGAUCGACGUCAAGGUGUUCCUCCAUUUAUACGUCGUUUUUUUCUUCAAUAUCUUGCUCGACUUUAUUGUAUGACUCCAAAAACACCUCCUAAUUUUUCUGGUUCUGUUCCAUCUCGUUAUGGUUCACCAUUAGCUGGAGCUCUUCUAUUACCAGAGAAAAUAUUUUUAACUCCACGUUAUCAUGAAGAAGAAUUUUCUAAAAAACUUAACUUACUUAAACAACGUUUUCAUGAAUUUCAUCGACGGCAACAACAACAGCAACAACAACAACAACAACAAAGUUCACUUGCUGGUAAUACAAUGGCAAAUGAUACAAUAGCCGCAUUGAGUGUUAAUUUACGUUCUAUUGAAAAUGAUUUAAAAGAAAUUCGAGAUUAUUUAAGACAUAUGAAGAAAAAAAUUGAAGAUACUGAUCGAUCAAAUAAAACAGCUGAUGAUUGGAAACAAGUUGCUCUUGUACUUGACCGAACAUUUUUCUUUGCUUAUUGUUGUUGGCUUGUUUUAUCACUUAUUGUUAUGUUUCCAAAGACGACUAAUAUAUCCAAAGGUACUUGGUCAACACCAACUUUAACAACAGUCACUAAUGGGACAACUAACUUAAGCAAUUUAACAUUGAUUUAA
Messenger RNA from Rotaria sordida, 1881 nucleotides. The record is from the annotation of a GenBank genome assembly. Lineage: Eukaryota; Metazoa; Rotifera; Eurotatoria; Philodinida; Philodinidae.